AUGCCGCCUCCAUUCCCCGGAGGCAGCCGAGUUCAGCGCCAUCGGAAUUGCCGAAGCAGCAAUAGGAAGAGCUUAGUGGUGGGCACCCCCUCUCCGACCCUCUCGCGGCCUCUCUCCCCGCUCUCCGUGCCGACAGCCGGGAGCAGCCCCUUGGACAGCCCACGCAACUUCUCCGCCAGCACCUCCAUCAACUUCCCCUUCGCUCGCAGGGCUGAUGGCAGAAGGUGGUCACUGGCUUCACUACCCUCCUCUGGCUAUGGGACCAACACCCCCAGCUCCACUGUCUCGUCGUCUUCGUCCUCCCAGGAGCGCCCUCACCAGCUGCCGUACCAGCCCACCCCCGAUGAGCUGCAUUUCCUUUCUAAGCAUUUCCGCAGUACGGAGAGCGUCAUGGACGAGGAGGGGCGGCACUCGCCCUGCCUGCGCCCACGAUCCAGGAGCCUCAGCCCUGGACGGACGAGUGGAACGUUUGAUAACGAGGUUGUGAUGAUGAACCAUGUCUACAAGGAGCGGUUCCCCAAGGCCACAGCCCAUCGUCUGCAGGACACCAUCACAAACUUCUCUCCAAGCAGCACCCUGCCGCUGGCAGACGGGGUGCUGGGCUUCAUCCACCACCAGAUCAUCGAGUUGGCCCGCGACUGCCUGGCAAAGUCCCAGGGAGCUCUCAUCACCUCCCGCUACUUCAUGGAGCUGCAGGAAAAACUCGAGAAGAUGCUCCGAGAUGCUCAGGAGCGUUCGGAGAGCGAGGAGGUGAAGUUCAUCGACCAACUGGUGAGGAAGCUGCUGAUCAUCAUCUCCCGUCCUGCUCGCCUUCUGGAGUGCCUGGAGUUUGACCCGGAGGAGUUUUACCAUCUCCUGGAGGCUGCAGAAGGACACGCCAAAGUUGGCCAGGGAAUAAAGACCGAUAUUCCCCGAUACAUCAUCAGCCAACUGGGGCUCGUCAAGGACCCGCUGGAGGAAAUGGUCCAGCUGGAUCACUUCGACAGCGGGAACACCAUCACGCCGGAGAAUGAUGACGCCUGUGAGAGCCAGCCUUCAGCCACUGCUCCUCGGAGGAAGCCCUGCGAAGGGGACUUUGAGACCAUCAAGCUGAUCAGCAAUGGGGCUUACGGGGCCGUGUACCUGGUGAGGCACAGGGAGACACGGCAGCGCUUCGCCUUGAAGAAAAUCAACAAGCAGAACCUCAUCCUGAGGAACCAGAUCCAGCAGGUGUUCGUGGAGAGGGACAUCCUCACCUUCGCGGAGAACCCCUUCGUGGUCAGCAUGUUCUGCUCCUUCGAGACAAAGCGACAUCUCUGCAUGGUGAUGGAGUACGUGGAAGGAGGGGAUUGCGCCACGUUGCUGAAGAACAUGGGCCCACUGCCCGUCGACAUGGCGAAGAUGUACUUCGCCGAGACUGUUCUCGCGCUGGAGUAUCUCCACAACUACGGCAUCGUCCACCGGGACCUCAAACCCGACAAUUUGCUCAUCACCUCCAUGGGCCACAUAAAGCUGACAGACUUCGGUCUGUCAAAGAUCGGCUUGAUGAACAUGACCACAAACCUCUACGAAGGGCAUAUGGAGAAGGACACUCGGGAGUUCGUGGACAAGCAGGUGUGUGGCACUCCAGAGUACAUCGCCCCAGAAGUCAUCCUCAUACAGGGCUACGGGAAGCCCGUCGACUGGUGGGCCAUGGGCAUCAUCCUCUACGAGUUCCUGGUGGGCUGCGUCCCCUUCUUCGGAGACACCCCUGAGGAGCUCUUCGGGCAGGUCACCAGCGAUGAAAUUAUGUGGCCGGAAGGGGACGAGGCUCUUCCCGCGGACGCCCAGGACCUGAUCACACGGUUGCUGAGACAGUGUCCCCUCGAGCGCUUGGGCACCGGGGGUGCGCACGAGGUGAAGCACCAUUCCUUCUUCCUCCACCUGGACUGGAACGGGCUGCUGCGGCAGAAGGCUGAGUUCAUCCCCCAGCUGGAGUCAGAGGACGACACCAGCUACUUCGACACUCGCUCCGAGAGGUACCGCCACUUGGAUUCGGAGGAUGAAGAAACCAACGACGAGGAAUCGUCCGUGGAGAUCGGGCAGUUCUCCUCCUGCUCCCAUCGCUUCAGCAAGGUGUACAGCAGCUCCGAAUUCCUGGCGGCUCACUCCAACCUCAGCCUCUCGUCCUCUGAUCGGAGUCACAGCGAGGACAAAGAGGAGCGAUGGGACAGGCACUCGGGAGACGAGGACAGGAGCCGGCUGUCGGGCACAGAGCCCCGGCUCCGCUCCUGGACGUCCUGCAGCUCCACGCCAUUCACCUCCCGGCACGAGCGAAGCCGCAGCCCUGCCGCGCUACCCAGCACCUACAGCCUUGACACCAUGCCCAAGUUUGCCUUCUCCUCGGAGGAUGAAAGCCCUUGCGUGGCAUCCUCCAAGCCGGAGAGACCCAAGUUUGUGCUGGGAGACCCCGACGCAGGGACCGGCAGCACAGUGAAGCCGUCGGCAUUAUCCGGUCGCCUGACCAGCCAGAAGGACGUGCCGGACAGACAGAGAACCUCGACAGGUGACCGUGUCCCCAAAUCCGCCUCCGUCUCAGCCCUGUCCCUCAUCAUCACAUCAGACGACUUCAGCGGCGGCACCCUGAUGAGCCCCAUCUCCCCCCACUCCCUCUCGUCCAACCCCUCUUCCCGUGACUCCUCCCCAAGCCGAGACUCAUCCCUCGCCAUCGCCAGCCUGCGGCCCCCCAUCAUCAUCCACAGCUCGGGCAAGAAGUACGGUUUCACCCUGCGAGCCAUCCGCGUCUACAUGGGGGACAGCGACAUCUAUACCGUCCACCAUAUGGUCUGGAGCGUGGAAGAGGGGAGCCCUGCGCAGGAAGCGGGGCUGAGAGCGGGCGAUCUCAUCACACAUGUGAACGGCGAAUUGGUGCUGGGUUUAGUUCACCGGGACGUCGUGGAGCUGCUGCUGAAGAGCGGGAACAAAGUGGCCCUGCGGACCACUGCCCUGGAGAACACCUCCAUUAAAAUCGGCCCCGCUCGGAAAAACAGCUCCAAGACGAGGAUGGCGCGGAGGAGUAAGAAGAGCAGGAAAAGGGACGGCCAGGACCGGAGAAAAUCCCUUUUCAAGAAGAUCUCCAAGCAGUCGUCGGUCCUGCACACCAGCCGCAGCUUCUCCUCCGGUCUCCACCAUUCGCUGUCCUCCAGCGAAAGCCUCCCGGAGUCCCCCACGCACAGCCUGUCCCCGGGUCCCGCGACGCCCUGCCGCAGCCCCGCUCCCGACCUGCCCCCAGGUACCCCAACCCGCGACGGCGGGGGGAUAUUAGCUCUGGGCAUGGCGGGGUCGGCCGAGAAGAUCGUCACCAUCCUGGCAGAGAAGAAAACUGGCAGCGGCCGCAAGCUGGGACUGGAGAUGCCUGCGAUGGACGGGGAGGCCAUCGGGGAGGGCGAAGCACCGGCGUACCCCGGAGAGCACGGUUAUCACCCUGUCGGCUCCCGGCUGGUGGACAGGCACGACCGGGACCAGGAGGUGGUGGUCAUGCGGCGCUUGAACCUCUCCGAGCGUCGGGACUCCUUCAAGAAGCAAGAAGCAGUUCAAGAAGUGAGUUUCGAUGAGCCAGAGCCGGUGCCGCUGGAAACACCCCAAAUCUCCUAA
Pygoscelis adeliae (Adelie penguin) is the source of this 3612-nucleotide messenger RNA. It is a transcript of the gene MAST3, whose product is annotated as microtubule associated serine/threonine kinase 3. Gene Ontology annotation, molecular function: protein binding; magnesium ion binding; ATP binding. Lineage: Eukaryota; Metazoa; Chordata; Aves; Sphenisciformes; Spheniscidae. Gene Ontology annotation, biological process: peptidyl-serine phosphorylation; intracellular signal transduction. The record is from RefSeq and is a predicted model, not a curated record. The coding region runs from base 1 to 3612 and encodes 1203 amino acids. The transcript is spliced from 28 exons.